AUGCGUUCACUGGAGAAAUUUCGAAUUUUAACUGAAACUAUACUUAGGGAUAGUUCACUUUUUCUGUUGUUUUUAUCUGAUUUCCGCCUCCAGGUUCCAUCGGAAUUCAUCGUGCAAAGGACCAAUGUUGCGAAUCCACCCAGCAUCUUCUAUAUUGUUGACCAGAUGUUGAACGAUGAAAAGCUGCUCAAAAAACAUGGCAAUGUGCUCUCCGGUGUGUAUCCAAGACUGGAAGCUUGGUAUCGGUGGCUGCGUAGAAGUCAGGCUGGAAAGAAGAAGGGAACAUUUAGGUGGCGCGGACGAAACUCGACUACGGUUAAAGAACUAAAUCCAAAAACGCUUGCUUCGGGUUUGGAUGAUUACCCAAGAGCUAGCCAUCCGUCUGAGGAGGAAUAUCAUCUCGACCUUCGUUGUUGGAUGGCCCUUGGAAGUAGAGUUAUGAACAGAUUAGCUCACCUCUUCGAGGAGGAAAAAAAUAAGAAUAAAUACGCGGAACAAGCAUCUGCUCUGGGUGACUACAGCGAACUAAUCCGCCUCCAUUGGAGUGACAGUAAAAAGGCAUUCUUCGAUUAUGGUCGACACAGUGACAAACUGCUUCUUAUAAGGAAGCCCAUUCCAGGAUCUCCUGAACAGUAUUUGGUUGAAAGAUCAGUAGUUCAUGAAGCCAAAGUUGGGUUUUGUGGAAGAUGUAUUUGGGUAUAA
Messenger RNA from Ostertagia ostertagi, 702 nucleotides. Lineage: Eukaryota; Metazoa; Nematoda; Chromadorea; Rhabditida; Trichostrongylidae. The record is from the annotation of a GenBank genome assembly.